Messenger RNA from Solea senegalensis (Senegalese sole), 3012 nucleotides. RefSeq names its product F-box-like/WD repeat-containing protein TBL1XR1. Gene Ontology annotation, molecular function: transcription corepressor activity; protein binding. The coding region runs from base 363 to 1904 and encodes 513 amino acids. The transcript is spliced from 16 exons. NCBI's taxonomy places the organism in Eukaryota, Metazoa, Chordata, Actinopteri, Pleuronectiformes, Soleidae. Gene Ontology annotation, biological process: regulation of transcription by RNA polymerase II. Gene Ontology annotation, cellular component: histone deacetylase complex. The record is from RefSeq and is a predicted model, not a curated record.
UGUAGUGGGGGAUGGGCGAGGACACUCGUGUUAUGACUGGUGCUUGGCUGUGGGACAAACUUCCAGAGGCCUCGCUAUUUUUCCCCCUCUUUUUCUGUCUCCUUCGUCGGUUUUCAGUGAGGAACAAAAUGUCUCCAUCUUGACGUGGAUCAGUCAAAGAGACCAGCAGCUGACAUUAAAUCAACACUGGAGGAUUGAUUUCAACUUCAGCAAACCACAAACGUGUCAUUGUGCGCGUUUGCAGAAUAGGAAUUGGGAUUUUUUGUCGAGGACAACGCAGUUAUGAUGCACCCCUGAAGACAUCUUGAUCACAUGGGCCCCUAUACUGUGCUGACCCAAUGGUUUGAUCACCAGGACUAAAAAUGAGCAUAAGCAGUGAUGAGGUCAAUUUCCUGGUUUACAGAUAUCUGCAAGAGUCAGGCUUCUCUCACUCAGCAUUCACCUUUGGCAUAGAGAGCCACAUAAGCCAGUCCAACAUCAAUGGAGCCCUGGUGCCCCCUGCUGCCCUCAUAUCCAUCAUCCAGAAGGGCCUGCAGUAUGUGGAGGCUGAAGUCAGCAUAAAUGAGGAUGGAACCUUAUUUGACGGCCGGCCCAUCGAAUCUCUGUCUCUGAUCGAUGCCGUGAUGCCAGAUGUUGUCCAGACCAGACAGCAGGCCUAUAGAGACAAGCUGGCCCAGCAGCAGCAGGUGGCAGCAGGCAGUGCCAGCAGCACAGGACCCCAGGGAAGCACUAAAAAUGGGGAGAGCACUGCCAAUGGGGAGGAAAAUGGAUCUCAUGCCUUAGCCAAUCACCACUCUGAGAUAAUGGAGGUGGACAGAGACGUGGAAAUCCCUCAAAGUAAAGCAAUGGUCCUGAGAGGCCAUGAGUCUGAAGUUUUCAUCUGUGCCUGGAACCCAGUGAACGACCUCCUUGCCUCUGGGUCUGGAGACUCAACAGCACGAAUCUGGAACCUAAGUGAGAACAGCACAGGCGGAUCCACCCAGCUGGUUCUGAGACACUGCAUACGGGAAGGGGGCCAGGACGUACCCAGUAACAAAGACGUCACCUCACUAGACUGGAAUAGUGAGGGAACCUUGCUGGCGACAGGUUCAUAUGAUGGCUUUGCUAGAAUAUGGACAAAAGAUGGUAACCUUGCGAGCACUUUGGGUCAACAUAAAGGUCCUAUAUUUGCACUCAAGUGGAAUAAGAAAGGAAACUUCAUCCUCAGUGCUGGUGUAGACAAGACAACAAUUAUCUGGGACGCACACACAGGAGAGGCAAAGCAACAGUUCCCUUUCCACUCAGCACCUGCUCUAGACGUAGACUGGCAGAGCAACAACGCGUUUGCCUCCUGUAGCACAGACAUGUGCAUCCAUGUGUGUAAGCUGGGUCAGGACAGACCUGUCAAGACCUUCCAGGGACACACGAAUGAAGUCAACGCCAUAAAGUGGGAUCCAACGGGCAGCUUACUGGCUUCCUGCUCCGAUGACAUGACACUUAAGAUCUGGAGCAUGAAACAGGACUUGUGUGUCCAUGACCUCCAGGCUCACAAUAAAGAAAUCUACACAAUCAAGUGGAGCCCCACAGGCCCCGGGACCAACAACCCAAGUGCCAACCUUAUGUUGGCCAGUGCAUCAUUUGACUCAACAGUGCGUCUAUGGGACGUAGAGCGUGGGGUGUGUAUCCACACACUGACCCGCCACCAGGAGCCUGUCUACAGUGUGGCCUUCAGCCCUGAUGGCAGGCACCUCGCCAGUGGUUCCUUUGACAAGUGUGUCCACAUCUGGAACACUCAGACGGGUGCUUUAGUCCACAGCUACAGGGGGACAGGAGGGAUCUUUGAGGUAUGCUGGAACGCCACAGGGGACAAAGUAGGAGCCAGUGCAUCAGAUGGAUCGGUUUGUGUAUUAGACCUGAGGAAAUGACACUCAUCAGUGGGAGCCAUGGACCGACUACGAAUGUGUAAAUAGCCAAAAUGACUGACUGUCCCUGCCUGUCCGGCACACUGCUGUAGUCCCAUCAGUUGCAAUGGCUCGCCAUUACAGAACUCUCUCCCUCCUCACCUCACGUCCCUCUGAUGUACACACAAGGACCCGACCAUUGCCACACACAGUUCUUAAAGGUCUGUUUGCACACUUGCAUUUCUCUCCCAGAGCUGCUGGAAGAAACACGCCGUCACUCAGUAUAACCUCGUCGGGCUCAUCACACACAAACCAAAACAACCCAGAUUAUUUUCACGUUCCUCUUUUUAUCCUUUUUAAAGAUCAAUUUGUUUUUCGUAUGCAUAUUGCAUAUGCCAGCGUCCAGUGUCCUGUGGACAUUGUCGUGUUGAAUUUGGAUUUUAUCUCUCUCUAGGUUUUAUAUUACAUGGGGGUGGGGUGGGAAAGAAGGGUGGGGUGGGGGGUGUGACUUGUUUUGUAAUGGAUGUUCUGUGAGUGAUCAUCUUUUUCAGUCUGUAAUGUUCACAAAUGCAAAUGUAUAGCUCAGAAAAUGGAAGUGGUUGAUCAUUUUGACGACCAUGUUUGUUCCCCCGUUCUUUGUCUGUUUGUUACAAAGUCUAAAGCUGUAAAUCAAAGAGUAAACUCUCCUUUUGUUCCUGCAACUUUUAUCCUCAGACAUGAUUUUUCAGGUGUGAAUUCAUCCGGGUAAUAUCAAGCUCCGACGAAUUCAAAGCCUCUGUAGCUGUAACGCCACGUUUGAUAUCAUGUUCCAACCGUUCGCUGGGGGCAAACGGCUCCACUGCAGUUAAAGUGCAGACAGCUUCAGGCUCCCGUCACUGAAACUGCACUUGUGCACCAGUGAGGUAACGGGACACAGUGGAAGCUCUGCUUUCUGGUGUCUUUGCGGUGUAUGGGAUGUGUGGGGAAAGAGAGAUGGAGGAAAAACAAGUCUGCUUUAAUACAUUUGACAUGAAUAAUUAAUAGUCAUAUUUGUGCUUGUUAUGAUAAUCACAACAUGAUUAGACAGACUAAGGUCCAUCAUGUUCCAUUUGCCCCUUCUUAGUCAUUAAACAGGCGAACAUCUGGAUUAUCA